CCUCCCGCGCGCCCCUCUGGAGCCCAUUAGGCGGCCGGGGCCGCCCCGCGCCUCCGCGCAGCCCGCCCUCCCCUCGGUCGGCGGCGGGCCCGCUCCGAGCGCCCGCUGCCCCGUCCGGAUGCCCCGUCCGUGGGCUCGCCCUUUGGGGACAGGCGCUCCCCGUCGGCGCCGGCGCCCCCUUGAAGCCUCCGGGAGACUCCGAGGGAGACGGCGAGACGAGCCUCGUCUUUCUGAGCUUGUUGAGACGGGAGUGAGGUCCUUUGGCACUGAAGACCGUCCCACCGAUAGGCCUGCCCCCCCGAGAGAGGAAAUUUAUGAGUACAUCAUUUUCCGGGGAAGUGAUAUCAAAGAUAUUACUGUGUGUGAACCUCCGAAGGCUCAGCACACGCUCCCUCAGGACCCUGCUAUCGUUCAAUCCUCCCUGGGCUCGGGGUCAGCGUCCUCCUUCCAGCCACACGUGCCUUACAGCCCCUUCAGAGGGAUGCCGCCCUACAGCCAGCUGGCCGCCAGCUCCCUGCUUAGCCAGCAGUACGCCGCCUCCUUGGGUCUAGGAACUGGUUUUCCGUCCGUCCCAGUUGGCAAGAGCCCCAUGGUGGAGCAGGCUGUCCAGACUGGUUCUCUUGAUAACUUGAACGCCAAAAAGCUGUUACCCGGCAAGGGCACCGCGGGGAUGCAGCUCAACGGGCGCCCGGCCCAGCCAAGCAGCAAGAUGGCCAGCGAUGUAGUUCAGCCGGCAGCUGUGCAAGCUCCAGGGCAGGUGAACGACGAGAACAGAAGACCUCAGAGGAGGCGAUCAGGGAAUAGACGCACGAGGAAUCGCUCCAGAGGGCAAAACCGCCCGACUAACACCAAGGAAAACACAAUCAAGUUUGAAGGCGACUUUGAUUUUGAGAGUGCAAAUGCCCAGUUUAACCGAGAGGAGCUGGACAAAGAAUUUAAGAAGAAACUGAAUUUUAAAGAUGACAGAGCUGAGAAAGGGGAGGAGAAGGACCCGGCAGUGGUGACCCAGAGUGACGAGGCCCCUGCUGAGGAAGACCACCUGGGGCCCAACUGCUACUAUGACAAAUCCAAGUCCUUCUUUGACAACAUCUCUUCUGAACUCAAGACCAGUUCCAGGCGGACCACGUGGGCUGAAGAGAGGAAGCUCAACACGGAGACCUUUGGGGUGUCAGGAAGGUUUCUUCGUGGCCGUAGUUUCCGGGGUGGAUUUCGAGGGGGCAGGGGCAAUGGUACUACCCGUCGCAACCCAACUUCCCACAGAGCUGGGACUGGCAGGGUGUGAGGAUGCAGCCAAAGGCUCCUGCUUGAAGCAGCACAGAAACGAAGCUGUGUCUACAAGGACAUUGGAAAAGCUGCACUUCCUGGGGGAGACGUGGGUCACUGUUUACUGAGUUUGGAAAAUCCCAUAUUACUACUAAUGUUUUGGACUUAACAGAACUUGGACCUGGUCUGAGUUAGAACCACUUGUUUUGGGGGAAGUAUUCAUGGGUAACCUCUCUGAGGUAUCUUGGCCUAUCUUUCCUCUUUAGUUGCGCACAGCCUAAUUCUAAGGUUUUGGUAUUUGGCAGAAAAGUUUCUAGAGAGAAAGCUUGAUCCUCCCUUUGUGACUUUUUUUGACAGCUUUGACUUUUAAAGUGGAACCAAAUCUCAUUUGGCAAAUGCAGCAGCCCAGCAUAUCUCUGUAACCCAGCUGGCCCCUUGUGCUGCUGGCCUGGCACCCCCGCUGUUGCAGGUGGGGUCUCAGGAGCUGGGCAGAGCCAGCAUGGUGGUGUGUGGGGGCGGGUGGGGAUAGGGCAGGGAAAGUGGGGUGUCCCACAGAUCAUGUUGUAUAAGCAAACCAGACAACCCUGACAUCCGGAGUCCAGAGUGGCAAGGUCAAGGUUGGGGGCUGGCGGGGUGGGGGGACACCUGGAGGCAGGGGAAGGGGCCCUGAACAUGAACUAGGAGCUGUCACUUGGAGCCUGGCUUCCAUAGGAAUUGGGGUUGGGGGUCCAAGGCCAGGACAAGCUCCCCUGUGGCAUCCGUCAUUCCUUUUCUGUCCCUGCCAGCCCCAGACCCUGGCCAGUCAGUGUUGGACUCUGGCCGAACACUGUUCUGUUCGGUGUCUCAUCCACUUGGAAAUGAGCCAGUCUUUUUUGCAAGGUCUGUUGACCGAGAGCGUAUUUCCUCUCAAUUGUAAAUAGUUCUGUGUUUUUGUUUUACAGGUGGGUGGAGGGAGGGUAGGGAAUAUAAAUUGGUUGCAUGAGUCAAUAGGUCAGACCUUUAGUAUAAGCAUGCGUCCCUCUGAUUUACAGGGCAUUGUGUUGAACAUAAGCACCUUGGUAACUAAACCCCUUCCAACAGCUAUAAAGGUCUUAGUUCUGUAUUGAUUAAGUUACUGUAAAAGCUUGGGUUUAUUUUUGUAGGACUUAAUGGCUAAGAAUUAGAACAUAGCAGUGGGGCUGCUCUGUUGGAGUAAUGUAAAUUGGAAUUAUAAAUAAACAUGCAAACCUUUAAAACUUU
Messenger RNA from Equus quagga, 2502 nucleotides. It is a transcript of the gene LSM14B, whose product is annotated as LSM family member 14B. The coding region runs from base 119 to 1282 and encodes 387 amino acids. NCBI's taxonomy places the organism in Eukaryota, Metazoa, Chordata, Mammalia, Perissodactyla, Equidae. The record is from RefSeq and is a predicted model, not a curated record. The transcript has 9 exons. Gene Ontology annotation, molecular function: mRNA binding.